This is a messenger RNA of Triplophysa rosa, 1678 nucleotides long. It is a transcript of the gene stmn4l, whose product is annotated as stathmin-like 4, like. Gene Ontology annotation, cellular component: cytoplasm; neuron projection. Gene Ontology annotation, molecular function: tubulin binding. Bases 123 to 689 code for a protein of 188 amino acids. Gene Ontology annotation, biological process: regulation of microtubule polymerization or depolymerization; microtubule depolymerization; neuron projection development. The transcript is spliced from 6 exons. NCBI's taxonomy places the organism in Eukaryota, Metazoa, Chordata, Actinopteri, Cypriniformes, Nemacheilidae. The record is from RefSeq and is a predicted model, not a curated record.
UGCUGCCAGGCUGAGCAUCCAAACAGCAGCAGACUGUCAGACUGAACGCAGGGUAAAGACACAGACAGAUCACAGCACUUAGCCGGAGUUUGAAACGCCUUUGGGAACUCAAAAAAGGAAAGAUGACUCUUGCAGCGUACAGAGAGAAGAUGAAAGAGCUCCCUCUAGUGUCUCUCUUCUGCUCCUGCAUCCUACCCGAACCUCGAGAAAAGCCCACCAAGAAAACACAAGAUGUUGUGGACCUCAACCUGGGAAUCAUUAAAGACAUGGAGGUCAUUGAGCUAAACAAGCGAUCAUCAGGCCAGGCCUUUGAGGUCAUCCUCAGACCACCAUCCUUCGAUGGACUGAGGGAAUUUAAUCCGACCUUCCCACCCCGCAGGGACCCGUCGCUGGAAGAGAUCCAGAAAAAAAUGGAUGCAGCCGAGGAGAGGAGAAAGUGUCAAGAAGCGGAGCUGCUCAAACAUCUGGCUGAGAAGAGAGAACAUGAACGCGAGGUGGCCCAGAAAGCCAUUGAAGAACACAACAACUUCAUCAAGAUGGCCAAAGAGAAACUAGAGCAAAGGAUGGAGAUAAACAAGGAGAACAGGGAGGCCCACAUUGCUGCUAUGCUGGACCGUCUUCAGGAGAAGGACAAGCAUGCUGAGGAGGUGAGGAAAAACAAAGAACAUUUGGAUUUCGACUGGCAGUAGAAAACAAGACCACUUCCUGUCCUUAAUUUGUAGAGGAAAUGCAAAAAACUGAGGCUUUUAAGAGUCCUGCUGUGGCUUAGCAUAUCGUCAGCUAAUCGUUACAAGGCCAAAGCAACAAAUAAUCGCACAUUUGUUGCCGCCUAGAAUGCUUUGUGUAUUAUGAACAUGGAAAUGGGCGUCACAAUUGAAAACUACAGAAAGUCAUUUGUUUUGUUUGCCGUCAGACUGUGUUUGGGAAAAACCGCAUACAGUAGUUCAGAUCGUAGUGAGUCACUUCUGUACAAGCCAUCACUGAGCCUUUAGUCUUUAGUGCAGUGGUUCUCAAACUUUUUCGUUCUAAGGCCCCCUUUGUGUUAAGUGCAUCGCUUUGCGGCCCCCCAUAUAAAGACGUAUAAUCUUAAACUUAGAAUUUUAAUUAAACCAAAAACAUUCAGUUAUACAAUGCUGGAACCUCAAUUCUUUUGGUUGGUGGUGUCAUUUUUCUGAUGUUUGAUUGCAUAAAAUCUAUGAUAAAUUUCUAUAUUUCAUAAAAUGCCACAAAAUCUGUGGCCCCCCUGGAUCCAUUUUGGGGCGCCCCAGGGGGCCACGGCCCCCAGUUUGAGAACCACUGCUUUAGUGUAUUGUAGUUUAGCAUGUAGUGAUCGGACAAUAGUAAAAGCAAGUAAGCUAACUAAGAUUUGCAUUUGUGGAUUAGAUGUUUGUACUUCUUUGUGUCGUUUUAGAGGUGAUGUGUACUUAGUACAGUAGUUUUGCUUUGUAUUUGUGUGUCAUACUGUUUGUCCCUUGUUUUUCUAGAAAGAAAAAUGAGUCGAAUUUGUUAGUUAGCUGAAAGCUCCUUUACAUUAAAUGCUAGUGUGUAUUGUGUGGCCAUAACCAAACCAAACUUUUUUAUGCUUGCAUGCUGUGACGCAAUCGAUAAAACACAUGAAAAGCCAUUUGGUGUGUGACCGUGUGGUUCUUGUCCUGUGCCUAAUUGCUCUAUCUCUGAA